Olea europaea var. sylvestris is the source of this 958-nucleotide messenger RNA. Its product is annotated as cyclin-U4-1-like. The transcript is spliced from 2 exons. Lineage: Eukaryota; Viridiplantae; Streptophyta; Magnoliopsida; Lamiales; Oleaceae. Bases 127 to 735 code for a protein of 202 amino acids. Gene Ontology annotation, biological process: regulation of cyclin-dependent protein serine/threonine kinase activity. Gene Ontology annotation, molecular function: protein kinase binding. The record is from RefSeq and is a predicted model, not a curated record.
UCAAUCGCUUUCCUAUAUAAGUGCACAAACGCAAACUCUUCUCACAUCAUAUUCUUCUUACACAGAUUACAUAUAGCCAUUAAAAAACCACGAAAUACUUAUAAUCAGCUAUCAAAGCAUCCAUCAAUGGCAGAAUUUGAGAAUUCUGAAGAAAUUCCUAAAGUCAUUACCUUCCUCUCUUCCCUUCUUCAAAGAGUAGCUGAAACUAAUGACGUUUUUCGUCAUCUUAACUCGCAGAAAAUCUCCAUCUUCCAUGGCUUGACAAGGCCUGCCAUUUCUGUCUACGGCUACUUGCAGAGGAUCUUCAAGUAUGCAUAUUGCAGCCCUUCUUGCUAUAUCACGGCAUACAUUUAUCUCGACCGGUUCGCUAAGAAGCAGCCAUUGUUGCCUAUAAAUUCUUUCAAUGUUCAUCGGCUCCUUAUUACGAGUGUGUUGGUUUCUGCAAAGUUUAUGGAUGAUAUAUUUUACAACAAUGCAUACUAUGCCAAAGUCGGAGGAAUCAGCACAGCAGAAAUGAACCUUCUUGAAGUGGAUUUCUUAUUUGGAUUAGGGUUCCAAUUAAAUGUUACCCCCCAAACAUUCCAUACAUACUGCUGUUAUAUUCAAAGAGAGAUGCUGCAACAGUCUCCUCCUCUACACUUCCCACCUUCAAAUCUUGAUCAUUACUACAUCAAUGAAGAUGGGCCCACACAUCAACAACAAUUAUCACUUCAAUUAAUCCAUAAUCUUGUUUGAUUAUUCACCAAAUAAUUUGUUCAUUUGGGUCGAUGAUCAUGACCAGAGUUUGACACGAACCUAGUGCUUAACCGAUACAAUCAAAAGUCAAGUUUGACGAGCGAAGAAGCAAGAGAUUGUUCUGCUUAUGAGCAUUCGAACUUGGUUCCUCUCAAUUGAAUAUAGUAAACUGGUCCAAUUCAUGAUUGCAUAUCCAAUCAUUUGAAGACAUCAUUUUCUUUUA